AUGGCUGUGGCGCUGCGAACGCGUUGGGGGAAGGUGUUUCAGCGACGCGGCGUCGAUGAAGACGGGCUGAAGGAGUGGCUUGGUCAAGAUUCUGGGCACCGCCCCCUCGGCCACCUGAGGCCGUUCCCGCCGUGCAGUUUCAGGGUGCAGAAGCACCAUUAUCAGAGAUGCCAUGCGCGGAUUUUCUUGCUCUUCGCUGGGGCCCGACAGGCACUUGCCGUGGAGACAUUGUACGAAGUUUUCGGGGACACAUGCAGCGAGGACGGCCCGCGACGCCUUCACGAGUUUGCCGAGGACGUCAACCACAGCCUCUUGUUCUUUAUCCCGAAGGGCCCGCCAGAGAGAUCGGGCCAAGGUGAGGUGUGUCACGCUGUGGACAGGGUCGGGCCGCUGAACGUCACGCAUGCUGACGAUAGGCUCCUUGCGAACGCAGCGCGCAUGGUGGUGGAGGAUGCGGUGGCAGCAAGGAUCACACAGCGGGAGUUGCUUCCCGGGAGGUGCAUGCUCUCCACCUUGAUAGACGUGGAGGAGGGGGUAGCGCAGCACUACGUGGACAACGACGGGCCGAUGGCCAUCUUCUUUGAUUUUGAAGCCGCUCUCCCGUCUACUGAGCACGGCUUCCUCCUCCAGCAUAGAGGGGAAUGGGUAUCAGGGACAAACCGAAGCACCUGGGUUUCAUCCAAGCCCCAGUGUCAUGGAGGAGUCGUGGAAUGCGCCUUUCGUCAAUGCGCCAUUCGACAAGAUGCUAGAGCGAGCGGUGGCCUGGGGCACGCUUGGCCCUGGUCGCUUUCACAUUUGAGCGGCCUACCGCGUGUUCGCGGCAUCUUUGGUCAUGUUCGUUGCUCAACUUCGGCCUCUACCAGCGGUGUUUGA
This is a messenger RNA of Prorocentrum cordatum, 873 nucleotides long. Lineage: Eukaryota; Dinophyceae; Prorocentrales; Prorocentraceae. The record is from the annotation of a GenBank genome assembly.